Messenger RNA from Bubalus bubalis (water buffalo), 2157 nucleotides. RefSeq names its product receptor-type tyrosine-protein phosphatase U-like. The record is from RefSeq and is a predicted model, not a curated record. NCBI's taxonomy places the organism in Eukaryota, Metazoa, Chordata, Mammalia, Artiodactyla, Bovidae. Bases 493 to 1041 code for a protein of 182 amino acids. The transcript is spliced from 3 exons.
CACGAUGACCAGUGUCCCUGAGCCCGCAUGACCUGGAAGUCCCCUCUCAGGUCUGCCCUGCGUCCUGCAUGCUGUAGGGCUGGGCAGAUGAACGGUUCUCUGGUCUGGAGCCCUCCCUGUGAUUGGGUCCCGGCUCUUCUCCAGUCUCAGCGCCAUUCCCACAUCCUUUCCCUUUGCCUGUUUCAGCCCCUGGGACGUGAAGCCUUGAUCCCUGCCUCCCCAUCCCUGUUCUCCCUCCCACUUUCCUCCGCGUUCCCUGGGGUUGCAAGCUGCUAUCCUCAUCUGUGAAGCUGAGCUGGAGACCGGGGCUGCGCUUCCAGAAGCUCCCCCUCUUGGGAGGACCCAGGGCCUCUCGCCUUCUCCCUCUGCUGCUUCCGGCAGCUGGAUGGACUGCUGGGAGCUGACCUGAGGUGGACCCUGCGUGGGCUUCUGUUCCAAGUCCUCUGUGUCUGGUGAGAGGACUGGGCCUCCAGAGGGAGGAAGCCAGUGAACAUGACCAAAGCCACCGUCAACUACCGCCAGGAGAAGACCCACAUGAUGAGCGCUGUGGACCGGAGCUUCACGGACCACAGCACGCUGCAGGAGGAUGAGCAGCUGGGCCUCUCCUUCAUGGACACCCACGGCUACAGCCCCCGGGGAGACCAGCGCGGCGGUGGGGUCACUGAGGCCAGCAGCCUCCUGGGGGGCUCACCGCGGCGGCCGUGUGGCCGGAAGUGCUCCCUGUAUCACACGGGGCCGCUGCACCCCACGGUGCGUGUGGCCGACCUCCUGCAGCACAUCAACCAGAUGAAGACGGCCGAGGGCUACGGCUUCAAGCAGGACAAGGUGCCUGGCCCCGUCCAGCUGGGACCCCUCCCAAGGGCCUCCCUUGGCUCCUUCCUUCUACACCCCUCCCACCAGGUUGUCACGGAGGAAAUAGAAGAUGGUGGAUGUAAAGGCCCGGGGUGCAUUAGGGACUCAUGGGGGUGCAACUGCCAACACCCCUGCUGUGAUCAUCAUUCCCAGCGUGGGGGCAGGUUGGAUGCAGUAGGACCAGCCUAACCUGCCAUCGUCCCAGUUGGACUCCACCUCAGAGCAGCAUUGCUGCCCCAAACUUGAGCUUACUCCAUCCUCUUCCUGAUGCCCUGUGCCCUCCCGGGAAAUUUCAGGCUCCAGGCCCCUCUCUCAGCCUCCUAGUCUCCCUUCCUGUUCCAGGAGCCACACAUCUGUACCUACUGCAAACCUGCCUGUCGGGAGAGGCCACAUCCCCGCCAGCAGGCCCGCUACAAAGAGAUACAGGUCCCUAACACUGACCGACACUAACCCUCUAAAUGACCUCUCUGUCGUGGAGAGUCAGUUCCAGAGGUUGGGCUUGUGCAUGUGUGUGUGUGUGUGUGUGUGUGUGUGAGAGAGAGAGAUGCAUAUGUGAGUGUGGCAUCUACAUGUCUACAUGUCUGUGUAUGUGUGUGUAUGUGCCUGCAUGUGAAUGUGUCUGUGAAACGGUGUAUGCACGUGUGCCCAUCCUUCCUGAUCCCCACAGUGGGGACCCCAACAGCUACAUCGCUGUGGCCCUGACUGAUGCGAGGGCUGGAGCAAAGCAUACCCUAGGACCCCCCAACCUCAGCCGAGAAAAUCCCAGGGAAAGGAAGCAGGGCUGAGGUCUGCAGGGGAGGACAUGGGGUGUCCCCUCUGCACCAUCCAUCUCCCCAGGGACCAGACCUGUGGGGUGAUCCCCUCCCCUCCAGUGCUCCUCCAUUUUGGACAUCAAGGCUGCUAUUCCUCCUCCGUGUGCCCCUCUGCACAAGGACGACCUGCUCAUCUCUGAGCCGAAGAGGGUCAGGCUAGGGCUCCCUGGUGCUGGGUGGACAAGCUGCUGGGGCAGCUCUGUCUCCCCACCCAGGGUCCGUGGUCCCUGAUCCCAGUCACCUGAAAUCAGCCCAGGAGCCAGGAGGUUCUGAUUCUCAGACUGCCCUGAACUUGUCAGCAAGGGGCCAGCUAGGCUCUGUUUGGAGAGGUCAAGUCUGCAGGGAGCCCCGUCAGGUGCCCAAGACUGAGUUUUAGAAUUUGGCCAGCCCUGGUCUCAAGGAGCUGCCAGUCAGCCUUGCACCUGCGCCUUCAGAAAGUCCCAGGGAAGGGGAAGCUGGUGAACUGGGAGGGGUCCCUCAUUUCUCUGCCCUG